UCUUGAUAUGGAGACUUCUUCACUUCACCACUCACAUUCACCACCGAUCCCCUCGUUUAUUCCAUCAACAACGCAAACUCGAACACUUGUCCUCAGACUUUUGCGAACCUUCUUCAACACGAUGCACGCCACAACUCUCGCUUCUACUCUCGCCAUGGCGGCGCUUGUCACCGCUCAGACUCCGACACCUAAACCCAGCCCACCGGGGAUCAAGUACAACGCUACUGUCGAGCCUGUCGGUGGAUCCAAUAUCCACGGCUACGCUACUCUAACGUCAUCCGAAAAAGGUGCAGUCGGGAUAAGCUUCCGAUUCGAAAACGUCAACAAAGACAACGGCGGUCCUUUCCCUUACCGCAUCCACGAGAACUCGGACUGUGCCAACCCCGGCCCCGUCUACGAUCCCUACAAGGUGGGCAAAGGCGACGAGAACAAAGCCCCUCUCGGCGACAUCGGCGGCUCCAAAUUGAUGCAAAUCAAUGUGCCGGAUAAGAUCAACAGCAACGGUUUCCCAUUGGAAGCAUUGUCCCUCGACCCCAACAACGACAAGGACUUCGUUGGAAACAGAGCAUUCGUGAUCACCAACGGCAAGGAAGAAAAGGUGGCCUGCGGCGUCUUCAAGUGCACCGCAGGAUGCAACCUCGUGAGCGGCAUGAACGACACCACGACCACAUCUCCCGGUGGAGCCAACGGCACCAGCGGCACCAACGGCACAGUCAACGGUCCCAACGGUCCUAAGGGUCCUGGCGCUCCCGGGUCCGGUCCUGCUACUUCGCCCAACUCCGGAACUCAGCUCGUUGCUAGCGCUGGUGCUUUCAUGGUCGCUUUUGCUGCUUUCUUGCUGUAG
Periconia digitata is the source of this 844-nucleotide messenger RNA. The record is from the annotation of a GenBank genome assembly. Lineage: Eukaryota; Fungi; Ascomycota; Dothideomycetes; Pleosporales; Periconiaceae.